Molecule: messenger RNA, 4521 nt
Organism: Schistosoma rodhaini
Lineage: Eukaryota; Metazoa; Platyhelminthes; Trematoda; Strigeidida; Schistosomatidae
Source: the annotation of a GenBank genome assembly
GACAUUGUUUGGGGCAAUAAACUUCCUGCUUACCAGUCUUCGUCUUCUCUCUUUGCGACGUUGCGGGUUCUAUCGUUCAAGUAGUCAAGUAGUUCGCGGCAUAUUAAGAAUCAAGGCUCUAGAUAUAACAACUGGCGACGGGUUAAUUUAUCAAGAUGUCUAUUACCUUUGACCAAUUUGAAGCUUUUCUAGAGCGCCAUUAAAAACGACUUGAACAAUUCCAGAUGCGCAUGCUCGAAAAACUAACCCAGCAGAUGAACCUCAAUAAGAAUGGACUUACAGAUGUUUCUGCAAAAUCGCAUGCUGAUUGUAUCAUUGAUUCCAUUCACGAAUUUCAUUUUGAUGGUGUUGCUGGUGUAACAUUCGAAUCUUGGUACAAGAAAUAUGAAGAUGUAUUUAAUGUCGACCUAGAAACUUUUGAUGAUGCCGCCAAGGUCAGGGUGCUACUACGAAAGCUGGGUACCAUUGAACAUGAACGAUAUACUAAUUACAUUCUGCCCAAGAACCCAAGAGACAUUUCAUUCGAAGAAACAGUAAAAAUUUUGUCGCAAAUUUUCGGUGAACAGUCUUCCUUGUUCAAUAUUCGAUAUCAGUGCUUGAAAAUAGUAAAAGCCGGCAAUGAUGACUGGGUGCAACAUGCUAGCAUAAUAAAUCGCGAAUGUGAGCGCUUUAAACUAUCAGCAAUGACAGAAGACCAAUUCAAAUGUCUUGUUUUCGUAUGCAGCUUACAAUCUUCAGAAGACGCCGACAUUAGAACCAGAAUUCUAAGCAAAAUUGAACAAUGUCCAAAUAUCACCCUUCAAGAGGUGACUACUGAAUGUCAGCAUCUGGUAAACUUGAAGCAUGACACUUCACUGGUAGAAAAUAAUGGUCGACUACCUUAUGUACAGGCAGUAAGUGGGAAGCAAAAGCAGAACACAACCAUUAAGAAGCCUCCAUCCGCAUGUUGGUUUUGCGGAGAGCUGCAUUACAAAAGGUUCUGUCCAUACAAAAACUACCGGUGCACUAGAUGUCAGCUCAAAGGACAUAAAGAAACAUGUUGUAAGAAGAAGAUGCACCGUCGUUCAUCAAGUAUACAUUUCCGAAGACGUAAAAAUUGUUCAUCAAUCAACAGAAUAAUGGUAGCACGUACUAGAACAAAACAUAAUCGAAGAAAAUAUGUGACCUUAGAGAUAAAUGGGCGCCGUGCUCGUCUACAGCUUGACACUGCUUCAGAUAUUUCACUUAUCAGCCGCAAAACAUGGAGUCAUAUUGGCAAACCCUCGGUGCUCCCUACAACUCAGUUAGCACACAGUGCAUCUGGAGGAAAGUUAAAUAUUGUUGGAGAGAUAUACUGUCCAGUUAAAAAAGGGAAUGUACAGAAGAAUGUGAAAGUAUAUCUCACGGAAAGCCCGGGACUAGACUUAUUGGGACUGGAUCUAAUAGAAACUCUUAAGCUAGCAGAUCAUUCUAUUAAUAGCAUCUGCAGACGAGUGACUAUUGACAACUCCUCAAGGUGUAACCAGAAAAGUACCGUGCCGCAAAGACAUCACAACGUUUUUAAAGAAGAAUUGGGAGAAUGUACGAAGGCCAAAGCCUUAUUAAUCCUCAAACCUGGUGCUACUCCCGUUUUUCGACCCAAAAGACCUGUGCCCUACGCAGCUCUACUGAUGGUUGAACAAGAGAUAGAACGACUUCAAAAAUUGGGUGUCAUUGAGCCAGUGAAUUUCUCAGAAUGGGCUGCACCUAUAGUGGUAGUAAAGAAGACUAAUGGUAGCAUCCGUUUAUGUGCCGAUUACUCAACCGGGCUAAACGAAGCCCUAGAAACUCAUCAGUAUCCACUACCCCUACCUGAAGAUCUUUUUGCUAAGCUGAAUGGUGGUAAGCUCUUUGCAAAGUUAGAUUUAUCGGAAGCUUAUUUACAAAUUCCGGUUGCUGAUGAAUGUAAAAAUCUGCUCACCAUAAACACACACAAGGGCCUAUUCAGGUAUAAUCGACUACCUUUUGGAGUCAAGACGGCCCCAUCUAUAUUUCAGCAAGUGAUGGAUACUAUGCUACAGGAUGUUCCAGGUGCUGCAGCCUAUCUGGAUGAUAUAAUAAUUAUGGGAGUAGAUAAAAUAGACUUAGAAAAGAAGCUCGACCAGGUGCUGUCGCGAAUAGCCGAAUAUGGAUUUCGACUGCGUGCAGAGAAAUGUAAUUUUUGUAUGAAAAAGGUAAGCUACCUCGGAUUUAUAAUCGACAAAGAUGGCAGAAGACCAGACCCAGAGAAUACUCAGGCAGUGAAAACUAUGCCUAGACCUACGGACGUCCCUACACUACGAUCCUUUCUGGGACUAGUUAGUCAUUAUGGAGCUUUUAUUCCUAACCUUCAUCACCUGCGUGCCCCCUUAAAUAACCUUCUGGCGAAGAAUGUGAAGUGGGAUUGGUCUGCGGAUUGUCAAGCCGCUUUCGAGGAAAUCAAGAAAAUACUAGUCUCGGAUCUGCUGCUCACCCAUUAUGACCCAUCCUUACCCAUUGUAGUAGCAUCAGAUGCUUCAAACCAUGGCAUUGGAGCAGUUAUUUCUCAUAUCAUGCCAGAUGGAUCUGAAAAAGCCAUAUCGCAUGCAGCUAGAUCAUUAACUAUAGCAGAACGUAGCUACAGUCAGAUCGAAAAGGAAGCAUUGUCGAUUAUCUUUGCCAUAAAAAAGUUUCACAAGAUGAUAUUUGGACGCCAGUUCACCCUACUAACUGACCAUAAACCAUUGUUAGCCAUUUUUGGGUCGAAGAAAGGUAUCCCGGUAUACACAGCAAACAGACUUCAACGGUGGGGAACUACACUCUUAGGUUAUGACUUUAAGAUCAAGUACCAGCCCACUACUGAUUUCGGACAAGCAGACGCUUUGUCUAGACUGAUUGGUUCACGAGUAAAACAUGAAGAAGAUACAUUGGUAGCAGCAAUUGAGACGGAAGCAGAAGUACAUCGAGUAUUGGAAGACGCAGUCGAUGGCUUACCAGUCGCUUUCAAAGCUAUCAAAGAAGCUACGAUAAACGACAAGACAUUAAGAGAAGUUAGUGGUUAUCUCCUAACCAGGUGGCCAAACCGUCGUUUCCAAAGUGAGAUGCUACAAUAUUUCCGCCGACGAGACUCACUCAUGAUGGUCGACUCAUGUAUUAUGUUUGGUGACAGAAUUGUUGUUCCAAAAACAUUACGCCACAGGGUUCUGAAACAAUUCCACAGCGGCCAUCCCGGGAUCAAUAAGAUGAAAGCGUUAGCUCGAAGCUAUGCAUACUGGCCAUCAAUGGACCAUGAUAUAGAGCAAAAAUGUCGCAGUUGUUCGUCCUGUUUAGAGGCCGCAAAGAACCCAAAUAAAGCUGAACCGCAACCAUGGCCAAAACCAGACGGUCCCUGGCAAAGAAUACAUGCUGAUUUUGCCGGCCCAAUACAAGGCAGAAAUUACUUGGUUGUUGUCGACGCCUUCACGAAAUGGCCAGAAGUAUACGACAUGACGAAAAUGACGUCAGAGAGUACUAUAAGAAAAUUGACAGGUUUGUUCGCUUGUUUUGGGGUUCCUGAGAUCUUAGUGACCGACAACGGCACCCAGUUCAUGUCAUCUGUUUUUAAACGGUUUUGCACUGAAAAUGGCAUAUCACAUCUACAGUCUCCCCCGUACCAUCCUCAGUCGAAUGGCCAAGCAGAAAGAUUCGUGGAUACUAUAAAACGAGCUCAAGUUAAAGGGGGAGGAGAGGCCAUCCCAGAACAAGUAAUCAGCAAGUUCCUUUUGUCUUACAGAGUUACCCCCAAUCCGGCAGUACCCGAAGGUAAGUCACCAACCGAGGGUAUGUUCGGAAGGAAAAUUCGAACAAUAUUUAGCAGUAUGUUGCCACCCAGAAAGACAAGAAAACCCACGAAUGGAAACCAUAUGGUCACUCGUAGCUUCAAGGUGGGUGAAAGGGUACUCGUUAAAUCGUAUCAAGGUGGAAAAAGGUGGGAACCAGGUAUUAUAGAACGUCGAAUUGGAAGUGUAUUGUAUUUAAUCCGAAGAAAUGUCGGUACUUGUAUAAGACACAUCAAUCAAAUUCGAAGGGAUGGCAGAACAUGGAUGCCACAAAGCCAGCUCCCAUUUCAAUUGCUCAUGGAUUCGUCUCCAAAAAGCACCCAGGCGCGCGAAGGUAGAAAAGACAAAAGACGCAAGAGCAAGGCGACACAACCUUCGAGAGUAAUGAGUCGCAAGAGAAUAGCGGUAACUCAAUUCCAGGUGGAUCCGAGAAAAAGGAUUUAUACAACAGACUUUAAAGGGGGGAGGUGUGAGGAUGGUCCACAGGUGAAGUCGAGGAGGCUCUAGGAAGCCCAGGAAGAGCCGCAGACAUUCCAUCCAAUCAGGGCUAGGAGAAUGUUCUAGAAAUGCCAACGUGGAGCUUCCCCAUUGGAUGGAUUAGUUUGAUACCUAUGUGCUUAUUGGUUGACCUAAAUGAUAAUUUACUUUCAGCCAAUAACUAUAAAUACACGAGAUUUCAGUGUUAUAUUUUGACAUUGUUUGGGGCAAUAAACUUCCUGCUUACCAG